AUUCUGUAAGGCUGCAGAAUGCGGGUAUAUAAGGAAAGCGGGCUCAGAGGAAGCCAACACGCUUUGUUCUAGUGCAUCUAAAAAACUUCGAAAAUGCUCAUGCUCCGUUCUCCAUAUUCUGAUUCAAAUGCUCUUGAUCAUUUCUUGGACGAACUCACUGGAUCUGUUCAAUUUCCGUAUUGGAGAAAUGCUGAUCACAACUCAUUCAAUUUUUCCGAUAAUAUUGGGGAGAUUGUAAAUGAUGAAUCCAAGUUUUCGGUUCAACUCGAUGUCUCUCAUUUCAAACCAGAAAAUCUUAAGAUUAAAUUAGAUGGAAGAGAGCUCAAAAUUGAAGGGAUUCAAGAAACAAAAUCGGAACAUGGAUACUUGAAACGCUCAUUUUCAAAAAUGAUUCUUCUACCAGAAGAUGCUGAUUUACCUUCUGUCAAAUCUGCCAUUUCGAAUGAAGGAAAACUCCAAAUUGAGGCUCCAAAGAAGACAAACUCAUCACGUUCUAUUCCGAUCAAUUUUGUUGCAAAACAUUAACACUUUUGUUGAAGAGAAGCUACUUAUUAUUUGUUCUUCUUUUUUCAUGUAAAAUUUGAAAUGUUUCCAUUGUGAUUCGAGAAAAGGGAAUAAAUAAUAAUAAUUAUUAUUAUUA
Caenorhabditis elegans is the source of this 640-nucleotide messenger RNA. RefSeq names its product Heat shock protein Hsp-16.41 (gene hsp-16.41). NCBI's taxonomy places the organism in Eukaryota, Metazoa, Nematoda, Chromadorea, Rhabditida, Rhabditidae. The coding region runs from base 94 to 525 and encodes 143 amino acids. The transcript has 2 exons. The record is from RefSeq and is marked reviewed.